AUGAAGUCAUUUCACACUUAUGUCGGCUUCGAACUUCUCCCACUCUUUGUGAGCCUCAGCAUCCCCCUCAUUUUUUAUCUCUUGUACCAUCUCGUCCUCUUUCCGCUAUUUCGGUCCGAUAUCCGCCUCAUCCCUGGCCCAUUUCUUGCCAAAUUCACUGACCUGCACCGGCUCUUGCUGGUUCGUACCGGAUCUGCCCACGAGCAUCACAUCCGCCUUCAUCGGCGCUAUGGAUCGUUGGUUCGUCUCGGGCCGAACACCGUCUCUGUUGGCUCUCCCGCGGCCAUUCCAAUCCUGUAUAAUAUUCGCACUCGCUACCCCAAAUCAGCGUUUUACCCCGUAAUGGGAAAUGUAGCCCAUGGCAAGGUUGUUCCGACCAUCUUCUCCACGCGCGACGAAUCUGUUCACGAGAUCAUGAAGCGUCCCAUUGCGCAGGUAUACGCCAUGACCAAUCUCAAGAAUUACGAGCCACUGGUGGAGAGCACCGAGUCUCUGUUUUUCAGCAAGCUCGAAAAGAUGGCGGAUGAAGGAAAAGCCUUUGACCUCGGCACGUGGCUACAUUGGUUCGCGACGGAUGUGAUUAUGGAGAUUACAUUUGGAAAACGGUUGGGGUUUUUGCAGAGGGAGGAGGAUGUGGAUGCGAUUCUUGAAACCAUAGAGAGGCGGUUUUGGUAUGUCGCGGCGACCGGCCAAAUGCCCUGGCUGGAUAAGCUAUUGCAUAAGAACCCGCUGGUUGGCGCUGUCUCGGGCCUUCUCUCCAAGCAAAAAGUGUCCCCUGUCCUGGAGUUUGCUCUUGAGCGCAUCCAGGAGCGAAGGCAAGCGCGACAGGACUACCCUGAGAAAAGAGGUCAAGAGCGGGACUUUCUAUCCCGGUUUCUGGAUAUUCAGGAUAGUCAGUCAAAGAUCCCUGAUUCUUGGAUUAUAUCUUGGUGCCAGCAAAACGUUCAGGCCGGUUCCGAUUCCACCGCAAUUACCCUGACCUCGGUGAUAUAUCACCUCUUGAAGAAUCCAAGCUCCCUGGAAACCUUGCUCACAGAACUCGAAAAUGCCAACCUUCCGUCGCCAAUUCCCUGGGAUAUCGCACACAAGCUCCCCUACCUCGACUGCUGUAUUAAGGAAGCCUUGAGAAUGACCCCAGCUAUAGGAAUUCCGUUGGAGCGUGUGGUCCCGGCGGAAGGGAUCGAGCUGUGUGGCAGAGAUCAGAAAGUGUAUGAAACAGACGCUGAUCUCUGGAGGCCGGGACGGUGGAUUGAAGCCACCGAAGACCAGAGGAAAGAAAUGGAACGGGCACUAUUUGCGGUCAGUUCUUCGGCAACCCAGCUCUGCCUUACCUGUGGGCUCGUUUAUGCCCCUGUAGAUACUGAUAUCUUCUUUCAUCAGUUUGGAGCCGGCUCGCGAGUCUGCCUUGGGAAAAACAUCUCGUAUCUGGAGAUGUACAAGGUCAUCCCUGAACUACUGACCAGGUUCAAGUUUGAGCUCAUAAAUCCGGAAAAGGAGUGGUCUAUAAAAAAUGGAUUUUUCACGUAUACAAAGGGGGUCGAAGUCACAAUUGGCAGAAGGGAGAACUUCGGACAGCAUUAA
Messenger RNA from Penicillium alfredii, 1581 nucleotides. Its product is annotated as cytochrome P450. Gene Ontology annotation, molecular function: oxidoreductase activity, acting on paired donors, with incorporation or reduction of molecular oxygen; heme binding; iron ion binding. Bases 1 to 1581 code for a protein of 526 amino acids. NCBI's taxonomy places the organism in Eukaryota, Fungi, Ascomycota, Eurotiomycetes, Eurotiales, Aspergillaceae. The record is from RefSeq and is a predicted model, not a curated record. The transcript has 5 exons.